AGCCGUUUCGGCCCCGAGGGCCGAGGGGCGCCCCUCGGCGCCCAGAGCCGCCCCCCCACCCGGGCCUGGCUCGGCAGGCGGGGGGCGGGCGCCGGCCGGACCCCGGCGGGGCGAGAUGGUGCCCCGGGCGCCGGCCCAUGGCCCCGACGGCUCCCUGCCCCAGGACCACGAGGACACGAUCAGAUGAAUCUGGGCAUCAGGAUCAUCACGAACGCCUUCCAGAGCAAGAUGCAGACGCUGCAGCAGGAGAUACGGGGGCUGCAGGUCAGGUGCGAGGAGCAGCGGGCCAGCAACGGGUUCGUGCAGAAGAAGAACACCUCGCUCGAGGUGGAGCUCGUCGAGAGCCACCAGCGCCACCAGUCGCUCGCAGAGGAGAACAAAGAGUUGAGGAAGACGGUGGACACGCUCGACAAGCAGAUCACGCGGCUGGACCACCUGAGGAAGCAGGUGCUCCAGUCCAUCCAGGCCGACCACCUGGAGGCGUCGAAGCUGGGGGAGACGGACCUCGCACCUCAUGAACGACGAGUUCCUGAGGAACGCCACGCCGAUCACGUCCGCGGAGUGCGGCUUCGGCGGCGCGUCUUCGACGCCCGGCCGCGGCGGCACGUCGGCCGUGGCGAGCGCCGCGGGGUUGGCGCACGACGCGGCCGCCUCGGGCGCCGGGCUGCGGCCGUCGGCGGGCGCCGCGGAGCCCGCCGCGGGCGCGCCGGACGGGAAGUUCUUCCGGCAGGCGCGGAGCCGAUUGUCCUACGAGGCGUUCAACCUGUUCCUCGCGAGCAUCAAGAGGCUGAACAGCCAGCAGCAGACCCGCGAGGAAACGCUGGGCGAAGCUCGCAGGAUCUUCGGGCCCGAGCUGCAAGACAUGUACAGGGACUUCGAGGCGCUACUCAACAGCCACGGCAUGUGAGGCGCUCACCAUGCGGCCAGCCCUGGGAUGCCCCCGCCACCCUCCCUCGGGUGGUGCGGUGCACGUGUUUUUUUUGUUUGUUCUCUCUCUCUCUCUCUUUCUCUCUCUUUCUC
Prorocentrum cordatum is the source of this 1020-nucleotide messenger RNA. The record is from the annotation of a GenBank genome assembly. NCBI's taxonomy places the organism in Eukaryota, Dinophyceae, Prorocentrales, Prorocentraceae.